AUGUCUCUCAGUGCUGAUGCUUUUGAGCCUAUGUCAAAAAGUGAUGCUAAGCAGAGGGCCAUUCUUGUGGAAUGGUUGAACAGUCUUCUUCCUAAUUUAAGUUUGCCAAUGAAUGCCUCUGAUGAAGAAUUACGAGAAAUCUUGGUUGAUGGCACACUGUUAUGCCAAUUGUUGAACAAAUUAAAACCUGGUUGUGUGACAGAGCAUGGUGGUCCUGCUCAGUCUCCAGAGUCACGGUCUGAGAAUGUCAAAAGGUUUUUAGCAACUAUGGAUCAAAUGGGGUUGCCCAGAUUCCAGUUAUCAGACCUGGAAAAGGGGUCCAUGAAAAUGGUGUUGGAGUGCCUUUUAACUCUCAGAGCACAUUUUAUGCCAAAUGCAAGGGCACAUCAUCAUUUUGGCGCACAUUCAACCAAUCAAUUAGGAAGUGAUGGAAGUACAAAAUGGAAGUUGUUAGGGGACUGUUUUCGCAGUGGUCAUGGUGUUCAUAAAUAUUCUCCCUUUCAACAUGCAUCACACAGUCCAGUUAUGGCAGAACCAUCAGCGACAAUGAAGCAUCAUGUCGGGCAUAAGUUCCAUGAGGUAUUUCAGCUCAAACAUGGGCGUUAUGCAGAUCUCCCUGCUUCCAAGAUUUCUGAAAUGAUGAAAUCAAACAGUUUGGAUAAUGCCCCAACUCAGUCACUUUUAAGUGUUGUAAACGGAAUUCUAGAUGAAAGCAUUGAGCGGAAAAAUGGGGAGAUUCCUCAACGAGUGGCAGGCCUUUUGAGGAAAGUUGUACAAGAGAUUGAGCGGCGAAUAUCUACUCAAGGGGAACACUUGAAAACGCAAAACAAUCUUUUCAAGGCCCGAGAGGAGAAGUACCAGUCUAGGAUUAGAGUACUUGAAGCCCUUGCAACUGGGAGUAAUCAAGAGUCACAGGUAGUCAUUCUUGCACUGCGAAAAAGGAAUGUAGAAGAAAAAAGGAAUGUCGAGGAGCAGGACCUGGUUAAAACGAUAAAAGAGAAGGAUGAUUUCAGUCAUGAAAUCACAGCUUUGAAGCAAGAGCUAGAAGUAUCGAGGAAAAUGCACGAGGAACAUUGCUUACAAAUGGAAACAGAAGGUAGAGGAGUUCAACAAGAAUUAGAGAAGAAGUUGAAGGAGGUCAUGAACUUUCUAGCAGAGUCAAGAAAUAGGGUGAAGGAACUUGAGGCGUUAUCUGAAUCAAAAUCUUUGGGAUGGACCAAGAAAGAGCACAUAUACCAAAUAUUUACAGAAUUCCAACUUGGCGCACUGCGUGAACUCAGGUUUGCUUCGCAGUCAAUCAAGCAAGAAAUUGUGAAAACACAAAAAAGCUACUCAGAGGAAUUUAAUGUCUUAGGAAUGAAUGUCAAAGCUAUGCAGAAAGCAGUUCAAAGCUAUUAUGCAAUGCUGGCUGAAAAUCAAAAGCUACACAAUGAGCUCCAAGAGCUAAAAGGAAAUAUCAGAGUUUAUUGUCGUAUAAGGCCAUUUCUCCCGGGUCAGAGAGAAAAGCAGUCAACCAUUGAAUAUGUUGGUGAAAAUGGAGAACUCAUUAUUGUAAAUCCUGCCAAACAAGGAAAAGAAAGUCGUCGUUCAUUCAAAUUCAACAAGGUUUACAGUCAAGCUGCUACACAAGCUGAAGUAUUUUCAGAUACGCAGCCAUUAAUACAAUCAGUUUUGGAUGGAUAUAAUGUGUGCAUAUUCGCUUAUGGCCAGACUGGAUCAGGGAAAACCUAUACUAUGACUGGACCUGAUAAAGCAUCUGAAGAUGAAUGGGGUGUUAACUACCGAGCCUUAAACAAUCUGUUCCAAACUUCUCAGAAUAGAGAGCACGCAUUUUCUUACGAAAUUUCUGUUCAGAUGGUGGAAAUAUAUAACGAGCAAGUCCGUGACUUACUCUCAACGGUCCCAGAUGCAACCAUGUACCCAGUUAAAGCGACAUCUGAUGUAUUGCACCUGAUGGAUGUUGGACUGAAGAAUAGAGCUAAAGGUUCCACAGCACUAAACGAAAGAAGCAGUCGAUCACACAGCAUCCUGAGUAUACAUGCUCGUGGGGUAGAUCAGAAAACCCGAUCUUCUAUGCAGAGUAGUCUUCAUCUAGUGGAUCUUGCGGGAAGUGAAAGAGUAGACCGCAGUGAAGUCACAGGUGAUAGAUUAAAGGAGGCACAACACAUAAACAAAUCAUUGUCUGCCCUUGGAGAUGUCAUCUCUGCUUUGGCACAAAAGAGUCCUCAUAUUCCAUAUAGAAAUAGCAAGCUCACUCAAGUCCUUCAGGGCUCGUUGGGUGGAAAUGCGAAGACUCUCAUGUUUGUGCAACUUAACCCUGAAGUUAAUUCUUAUUCAGAAACUCUAAGUACCUUGAAAUUUGCUGAAAGGGCAUCUGGAGUUGAGCUAGGUGCUGCUAAAAGCAGCAAAGAUGGCAGGGAUGUUAGGGAAUUGAUGGAGCAGGUUGCAUCCCUAAAAGACACAAUUGCGAAGAAAGACGAGGAAAUUGAGAGAUUACAACUCCUCAAGGAUCUCAAAAAUGUGUACGCUGGAGCCAAUAAUGAUGCAAAUUCACUGAGGUAUGGGACUCCUCAACGAAGCAUGAAAUUAUCUGGUGAGGAAGGCUCAGGACUAAUAGAGAAAGCAGCUUCUGAUGAAGAUAACUCAGAGGAAACUGAUGGCUCAGUGGAAAGAAGUCCCCUUGCUGAAGGAGCAAGGCGAUCUGAGAAUAUUGAUAAAUUGAAAAUAGUAGUUAGAUCACCUAGAGCAGGAGAAAAAUCACCAAAGGAGUCUCCAAGAGUCUCAACUGGAUUGAAGAAAUCAGCCAGUGGAGCCAAUUUAUCACCUAAACCUCCCACUCCCAGAAGGUGGCAAUGAGAGGAAGCAAUUUUACAAAAUUUCAAUUUGAU
Molecule: messenger RNA, 2888 nt
Organism: Coffea eugenioides
Lineage: Eukaryota; Viridiplantae; Streptophyta; Magnoliopsida; Gentianales; Rubiaceae
Product: kinesin-like protein KIN-14K
Exons: 21
Coding region: 1-2856 (951 amino acids)
Biological process (GO): microtubule-based movement
Molecular function (GO): ATP binding; microtubule motor activity; microtubule binding
Source: RefSeq, a predicted model, not a curated record